Molecule: messenger RNA, 5335 nt
Organism: Zonotrichia albicollis (white-throated sparrow)
Lineage: Eukaryota; Metazoa; Chordata; Aves; Passeriformes; Passerellidae
Source: RefSeq, a predicted model, not a curated record
AUGGCCAGCGGCAGAGCUUCGGACAGUGAGGAGGCGCCGGUGCCCCAGGAGCAGGAGGAGGAGGAGGAGGCGGGCCCGAACGCCCAUUACCUGCGCAGCCCCUCGCCCAGCCGGUAUUCAGUGAUAUCAGACACUGACACAGAGAGCAUCUUCAUGGAGCCAAUCCAUCUGUCAUCUGCUGUGGCUGCCAAACAAAUCAUCAGUGAAGAGCUGAAGACAAAGGAUGUCAGGGUGGACUCGGUGUGUCCCAGGAUGCUGGAGUCUGCGCAGCAGCUGAUGGUGGAAGACCUGUACAACCGAGUUAAGGAGAAGAUUGAUGACACCAGCUUGUUUAACACGCCGUGUGUGAUGGACUUGCAGAGGGCACUCAUGAAGGACAGGCUGGAGACCCCCAGGGAUGCUGUGGAUGAAGUCUGGCCUAAUGUCUUCAUAGCAGAAAAAAGUGUUGCAGUGAACAAAAGCCGUUUGAAGAGACUGGGGAUCACCCAUGUCCUGAAUGCAGCUCAUGGCACAGGUGUCUACACAGGAGCAAGUUUCUACAAUGGUCUCAAUAUCCAGUACCUGGGCAUUGAAGUGGAUGAUUUUCCAGAUGCAGAUAUCUCCAAACACUUCCGCCCAGCUGCAGAGUUCCUUGACGAAGCCCUGCUGACUUACAGAGGCAGAAUCCUUGUCAGCAGUGAGAUGGGGAUGAGCCGCUCAGCUGUGCUGGUGGCUGCCUACCUGAUGAUCUACCACCACAUGACUGUUCUGGAGGCUCUGAUGACCCUGAGGAAGAAGCGUGCCAUCUACCCCAACGACGGCUUCCUGAAGCAGCUGCGGGAGCUCAACGAGCAGCUCUUGGAGGAGAGAGAGCUGGAGCAUUCUGGAGAUGAGGAUGUGACUCCAAGCCAAAGUCCUCUUCCCUGUGCAGGGACUUCUUCACGGCUCUCUGGAGCUGGGGACUCGGGGAGCAUCAAGGGAGCCAAAGCCCACUCCAUCACAGUAGAAGAAGAGGACACCAGCAGCAUUCUGGGUAGUUUUAUGAGCUCUUCAUCAGUGGAAAAAACUAGCUGGGUUUCCAAACACUCCACCCUGAUCACUGAGGAGGAAGAGGAACAAUUGUAUGAGGAAUGGAGGAAGAAACAAGGCCUAUCUGUAAAGGAAGCAGGAGUUCACCAUGAAAGAAGAGCAUCUCCAAAGCAUCUGGAUCAGGAAGAGGAACAAUCUGAUGAGGAUGUGGAACGGAGGAUUCACGAUUGGCAGCGCAGAAAUGAGAAAUACCAGAUGGCAGGUACAGCCAGGGAGGAGGAUGGUGAAUGCAGCAUGGGAGGAAGACCUUACCCAUCAGGUGAAUUCAGUGAUGUUGAGAGCGUGAGCAGUUUUGAGAUCCGAACCCUAAAAAAGCAGCUGGAAGCCAGUAGCUUUAGCAGGAUGAGGAGGAGCCGCACAGACUCUGUGUCUUCUGAGAGCACCUGGGACAUGUGGAAUCAGAGGCUUCUGGAGAUUGAGAAAGAAGCUGCUCAGAGGUAUCAUUCUAGGAAUAAAACCUGUGGGGAAAGACAAUCCCCAGAAACGGGAAGAAAGGAGAGGGAUGUGGAUGAGGAGAGUGUGCUUUCAGACUCCUCCUGUAGCUCCUUCUACAAUUUCUGCCAAAAGAACAAGGACAAGUUGACCCCUCUAGAAAGGUGGAAGGUCAAGAGGAUCCAGUUUGGCUUUCACAAGAAGGAUUUAGAACCAUCAUCUGCACCAUCUCCAGCAGAGGAUGGCAGCCAGGCAGGUCAGGAGGAAACAGAAGGGAAGAGUUUGUCAGAUAUUGAUCUGACUGCUUACCAGGCUUGGAAAAUGAAGCGGCAGAAGAAGGUGGGCAGUGAAAGCAGCAAGGAGGAAUUUGUGGAAUUUGCCAAAACUGAGGAUUCUGCUUCAGCUAAAAAGAGGCAGAGGCGUGUAGAGCUCCUUGAACGUUCAAAGAAAAUUUUAGAAGAAAGCCAGUCCAUGUGCAGCUGGGAGACAGAGAGCACAAUGAGUGGGAGUAUUCCCCUGUCAGCUUUCUGGUCUUCAGCGCCUUCUGCAAGCGGUGCCGACGAUGCAGCUUCUGCCCUGAGCAUGCAGACAAAUCAUUCAUCUUUGUCACAGGCCAGGAGUUGUACUGGAGCAACACAGAUGCCAAAUAUACCCCUUCCCAAUCUCCCAGUUGGCCCAGGUGACACAAUAUCCAUGGCGAGCAUUCAGAACUGGAUCGCUAACGUGGUCAGUGAAACCAUUGCUCAAAAGCAGAAUGAGAUCCAGAUGCUGUCCCGUCCAUCGUCUGCCAUGGCCUCCCUGUCAGGAGACCUUGGCAGGCGAGCAGAUGAUGACAAAGUUUCUCUUCUUAGUGCUCAGAGUGGCUCAUCCCUGGCUGCCUCUCAGCUCCACCAGCAGGACCUGCGCAGGGCUGAGUCUCAGUCUGUGCUGUCCUGCAACACCGCCGUGAGCGCAAGGACAGAAGGGACUGCUUCAAACAUGAAGAUGAGCCAGACAAGCAAACCACUGUAUAGCCUCUUUGCUGAUGAUGUUGACCUAAAGAAACUCAGGAGGAAGGAGAAAGAGAUGCAAAUGGAAAUGAGAGAAAAAAUGUCAGACUAUCAAAUUGAAAAGGUGAUCAGAGACAAUAAACGCAGCACUUUAUUUAAAAAAAAGGUGACCAAAGCAGAGGAAGAUGAAACAGAAGAUGACAGAGAGAGUACAACAAACAGCCACAGGCGUCCCUUGCAAGCAGAUUUGGACAGAACUGAUGCAGUCUUUGAUCUGUCCAGUCAACCUGCAGCCUCAGGUGCACCAAAGUCAGAGGUAGAUACUGAUAUUACCAAGUGGCUCAAUGGCCUGAAAGCAGAAAGAGAACCACCGUCAUAUUAUGAUCAGACUGAGAAAGCUAGAGAGAAAUAUAGAUCAUCCAGAGUUAGACAGAUGGAUUCUGAGACAUCCAGUUACAGAUUCUGCAGAUCCCAAAGAAAAGAGCUAGAUAGCUGUUCUUCCUACGAGUCAACAGGAGAUUCACUGAGAACCAUGUCAAGAUUUUCCUCUGCUUCUGCAAAAGAGGACAAAAAGAUGUACAAGUUCACAAGGUCCAGGGUCAGUGAGACAAGUUCCAGAGGAAGCAGCCCAGAUCUGCAUGUUUUCAGCCAGUCACCUGAACCACCCUUUGACUCUGAAUCCCCUGAGCCAUCUACACAAAGCCGAGUGAGAGCUCAUCACGUGGAGGCAUGUGAAGAGGAGGCCAGGUCAGACGUGUCAGAGUGUGGAGCAAAGAGAAAGUUCACCCAAAGCUUUUCAAAGUCUGAAGAGGAUGGAAAGAAGGAGGCAAAAGUGGAGCAAAGUGAAGAAAGGUUUGCAUCUAGGCAGGUCUCUCAGUACAGGCGAAGCACACGUAAAGAAGAGGAAGAAGAGAUGGAUGAUGAUGCCAUUAUUGCUGCUUGGAGAAGCCGACUAGAAGAAACUACAGCAAAGCUCCAGCGGAGAAGGGAAGAGUGACCAAGAUCAGACUCCAGGAACACAAGCAGAGCCACAGAGUCCCUGAAUCACUCACUCAUCAUUAUAUUUUGAUAAUCCUUUGUGGUUUGUAGGGCAUUUCCUGCAGAUAGUUCUCUUCUUAAUCAAAAGCGAUGAAGGGAAGAGGUCAAGUUCUGCAAGUGUUUGUGGUUUGUCAGAAAGAAGAUGCUGGUAUUAAAUGAUCAAUGUAGGUAGGAACACAAUGUUAGAAGCCAUUAGGAGCCAGACGAUGUUUCAGCAGCAAAAGCAGGUAACGGUGACACCUCAAGUCAAAAGACCAAUCACAUCCCAUUUUGGUUAUUUCAAUUUCCUAGUGUCGUUAAAGAGUGGACGUGUUUUUUCUAGGAUCUUUUUGAUCAUAAAUGGAAGAAGCCAACAGCCUUUUCUAGGAACUUAAAAAAUGUUUUUCUCUUAAUCAGUUUUACAUUUUACGACUGAGAAGAUAUUACCAGAUAGGCUCCAUUUUCUGCACCAGCCUUACAAAUGUCUAGAGAAGUAAGACAGUUCAGGUUUAUAUGUGUUCUGUUUUACUUUACUAAGUAGCAGAAGCAAAGUGGAAUAUUUGAAAAAAGAAGAUGCCUCCUGUUUAGAAGUUAAGUGCAGUAAUGAAUGUAUUCAUUGUUUCCCAUUAGAUAAAGUCAUCUCUGCUCCAGUAUGGUUGGUUCCUCCUAAUAACUUCAGGUCAACAAAGGAAAAACACAGUAAUAUAAGCAGCCAUCCGAAAAUCUUUGUUUAAUGUAGUUAAAGAGAUAGAGUUAGGAUUAGUGUUAGUGUAGGCUGGGUUUCUGAGUAUUGACUUCACUUUGGUUUAUAUGCAGCUCAGCUAAAUUGGUGCUUUUGUGUUUAUAGUCAGAUUAAUUUUCAACAUGAUUGCCUUGAAAGAAAAGAGCAAUACACAAACUGACCUCAUAAUAAAAUUGUUUAAUCAGACCAUAGGUGUAAGGUAUCGUGCAGCUAAGGAGAAAUUGUGUGUCUGUGAAGGGGGCACCUGGAAGCUUGUUUUUAGGAGGCGCUGGUAGGUUCAAAUGGCAUCUUCCAGUUAAAGUGUUCUUAUAUCCUGAGCUACCCAGGAAGAAGCCCAGCCUCCAUGGUAACUGAGUACUCCAGGAUAAGAGCCUCGGGUCUUUCCAUGCCCUGCAGAGCCUUGUGAGCCUGUGUGACACAGCCCACCAGCUUGCCACAGCAUCACUUGUGUGUCUUUCCACACCACAGCACCCAACCCUCACCAGUCAACAUCCUCCACCUCUCUCUUGUAAGCACAUAGGCCGGUUUCCACUGACUUUGGCUCAGGAAUUGUCAGUUCUCUCUUCUGUACAGACUGUAUUUUGAACCAACAAAGCCCUCUGGCAGAGCUGAAUCUAAAACAACAAUGGAGGGAUGAUGCAGUAGCGCUCUCUCACAGGAAGUUUGUCUUUUCCUUGUAAUCUCUUCUCCCUCCCACUGUGAUGCUUAGAGCUCACCAUUACCAUUAUGCUAGUACCUCUCCCUAUUUUAAUUGUGUAAUACAGACAGCAAGCUCCACAGGGCAAGGGCCUGCUCUUUGUCCCUGUCUGUAUGGCGCUACGCACAUCAGCAAUGCUAUCUAAAUAAUGGUUACUGAUAACAAAAUGCAGCUGGCAAUUUUCCUAAACUUAGAAUCAUUUCUCUCAACUAUAACUCACUGAUCAGACAUUAUCCCUGCUUCUCUGAAGAUAAAGAUGAUUCUUUCUGACAGCCAGGACUGGGGUAAAUGAUAGCUACUUAUUGUCAGGUGAAUGGAGUCUCACAAUCAGGUGAUUAACCAGUAACAAAGGUAGAAAAAAUAUGAGAAAUCACUUACUUGUGUGGGUUG